Paramecium pentaurelia is the source of this 1588-nucleotide messenger RNA. Lineage: Eukaryota; Ciliophora; Oligohymenophorea; Peniculida; Parameciidae. The record is from the annotation of a GenBank genome assembly.
AUGGACAAAAAAGGUAACUUUGAUAGAUUAAGAAAUAAAUUGAAAAGUGAUUUAUUUAAGAAUGAGAAUUAAUAAAAAUAGAAUGUUUAAGAAAUUAUCAAUCAAUGUCCAUAAAUAUUAGAAUAUGUUCAUUGCUCAAGUUAAAGUGACUUUAAGGAAGAUGCACCUAAAAUAAUUGAUUAUCUAUCAAAUUAGAAACAACUUGAAUAAAUGAAGCAAUCAUUCAAAAAUAUCUAUUAAAUUGGAAAGAUUUUGGGUGAAGGAGCUCAUGCAGUUGUUAGGUAAUGUUGGUAAAUAACUAAUCCAGAUGAAACCUAUGCUGUUAAAAUUUCAAGGAAUGCAGAUCCUGAAAUAACUGAAAUAAUGAAAUAAACAUUCCUUAAUACCAUGGCUUUAAAUCAUCCUUAUAUUUGCAAAACAAAUAUGCUAUAUAUUGAUCCAAAUAUGGAAUGUUCAUAUUUAGUAAUGGAAUAUUUACCAUAUCCAAGUCUAUAACAUUUAUUAAAGGAAAGACAAACUUUAGAUCUUAAUGAAACCUGUUUAAUUAUAAGAUAAUUAUUUGAGGCUGUUUCAUAUAUUCAUAAAAUUGGAUUAUGUCAUAGAGAUAUCAAACCAGAUAACAUUGUAUUUGAUAAUGACACCAAUACCAUUAAGUUAAUCGAUUUUGGUGUUUCAAAAAGAUUCCUUAUACCUGAAAAAAAUUGCAAAGAUAUCAAAAAUAAUCUUAUGUGGACAGUAACUGGAACAAUGCCCUAUUAAGCUCCUGAAUUAUGGGUUGGUUCUGGAUAUUCAAAAUAGAUUGAUGUUUGGGCUAUAGGAGUUGUUUGUUAUUAGAUGUUAUGUGGUAAAUUGCCUAUUGAUUAAGAAAAUCAAAUGGAAUGUUUUUCUACUUAAUCAGAAUAUACAAAACAUUUUCUCUAACCAGAAUUUCUUAAAUUACCACAUUUAGUCAUUGAUUUUCUCAAAAGAAUAUUGAAAUGGAAUCCAGACAAACGAUUAUCUUCUGCUUGUAAUGAUAUAUAAUAAAAUUUUAGAGGCUCUACUUCAUCCAUGGCUUUAUUAACCUAAGAUGUUCUCUAAGAAUCAAUAAAUGAGAUCAAAGGAUGACAUCGUUCUUGGGUGUAGUGAUAGACCACUUUUCGGUAUUGUAAGGUCUAUGUAAGCAAAUAUGAAAAUAUUACAAUAAUCUGUUUCUAAUUCUAAUGAAUAAUUUAUUGAUAAAAGAGAUUUAACUAAAAAUCAUGGAUAAAUCAUUAUAGCUUAUAAAGAAACCAGUUAGCAAAUCAGAGAGAAAUCGAUUCACUUUUAAUAAUCAAUCCAUUCAAUCAAUCUUACCAAAUGUACUACUAAAUCGAGUUCCGAUGAUGUCAAAGACCUUUUUGAUGUUAUCAAUUUUUGUGACAGCAAUUCCUCCUUUGAAUCUUUAGAAGAAAAACAAUAAUUAUAAGCUCAAUAAUAAAAAUAAGCUUAGCAAUAAUAGCAGCAGAAAUUAGGAUUCUCUUAACGACUAGGUGUAAUAAAAGAGGAACCAGAAACUCCAUAUAGUGAUAAAUUUAAGAAAACAAUUGAAGAAAUGGAUUAGAUUUGA